Molecule: messenger RNA, 462 nt
Organism: Cylicostephanus goldi
Lineage: Eukaryota; Metazoa; Nematoda; Chromadorea; Rhabditida; Strongylidae
Source: the annotation of a GenBank genome assembly
AUGAAGAAUCUGUUCAUUUUGUCAUGUUCUUUUCUUUCUAUUUCUUGCACUAUUCAGCUAACGAACUUCGUCUUCUUUGGGUGCUACAGAAAAGUUUCUUGUAAACUUACGGAAGAACAGUACUCGUUCUACGAUUCCCCAUACGGAGAACGUCGCCCGCUGUUUGCUGCUCCGAGCCAACCUGGCCUGGCUUACCAACACCACCUGCAGCCACCAUACUAUCAUAGUAUGGUAACGACACAACAACCAGCGCCAGGUCCAAGUAUAGCUAAUGGACCUAUAUUUCCUCCGGGAGUAGAACCGCAUCGAAAUCCGUUUGCAGUGCAGAGGAGGCCACCUCCACCACCUGAAGAUGACUCCGAAGCGGAAGGUAUAAACUGUUCGCCAUGCUGUGAUAAUGAAAACGUGAGGUGUGUUGAGUUUCCUUUUCGAUUGAACCGACUUACAAUGUCGCAGAAUUAG